CAAUUUGACAUUUCUAUUCAACUCAAUUUUCAACCUCAUCCAACUACAGGCAAAAAUGUUCAGCCCUUUGAGACAAGUUGUACUUUUGGCCGGCGUUAUGGCCUGCAUUAAUGCAGCCGUCGUUCGUAACAGCCGAGGUGCCUGUCCUCCCUUUACGUCCAAGCCUGAUUUCGACUACCUACAAUAUGCUGGAGUUUGGUUUGAGAUCGAGAAGAUUCCCGUAAAUUUCGAGGAAGGAAUGACCUGCAUUCGUGCCAUCUACGAUGAAAUCGCACCAAACGUUAUCAGCGUACUCAAUACUGCCGUCUUGGCUGAUGGUAAUCUGACUGACAUCUACGGUUCAGCUUAUCAGCCAUACCCCGAGACUGAGCCUGGACAUUUAAUUGUUUCUUUCAAUGCCCGUGCUGGUGGUGCUGAUUACUACGUCCUUGACACUGAUUAUGUCACGUACGCCGCCGUCUACAAUUGCGUUAGCAUUGGGGAAUUCAAAGUAGAAUAUGCAUGGAUCCUGGCCCGUGCUAAUUCCCUGUCUCCGGAAGAAUUAACGUUUGCUAGAAAUGUUUUCAUUGCCAAUGGUGUUGACAUAAGUACUUUUGAGCCGACCUAUCAAGACUCAAAAUGUGUGUACUUUCCUUAACAAUCUUACUGUAAAAUAUUGUAGCCAAACGUUCCUUUGCAUUUCGCUAAUAAAUUCAUUAAUUUUGCCAA
Daphnia magna is the source of this 708-nucleotide messenger RNA. Its product is annotated as apolipoprotein D. The transcript has 5 exons. Bases 56 to 637 code for a protein of 193 amino acids. The record is from RefSeq and is a predicted model, not a curated record. NCBI's taxonomy places the organism in Eukaryota, Metazoa, Arthropoda, Branchiopoda, Diplostraca, Daphniidae. Gene Ontology annotation, molecular function: pigment binding.